AGAUGUAUCUUUAGUAUCUUCCGUGAUGUUAAGACUGAUUCAUCGUAAUUCAGUGAGAUAACCGAUUAGUGUCAAACUUCUGUUCAAAAGUGUGAACAAUUAUUUUUUUAGUACCUGAUAGUAUUUUAAUUAAAAAAAGGAUAUGGAUAACUCAGCGUUUGUCGAUUUUGAUGAUAAUACUGAAUUUACAGGCAAAUCUAAGACUGGAUUAAAUAAAUCGGCUCUUCCAUCGAGUAAAGUAAAUGUGUAUAAUUUCGAUGAAGCAGCUGCGUUAUGUGGUACUGGAAAGUUUCAUUAUUUAUUAAUGUUAGUUUGUGGAAUAUGUUUUAUGGCAGUUAUGGUAGAAACAAUGGGAAUAAGUAUUAUAUUGCCAUUUCUAAAAUGUGAUCUGAGUUCAACAAUAAGCGAACAAGGACUUCUUGCUUCAUCUGGAUUUCUGGGAAUUGUCAUUAGUUCACAUGUAAUGGGAUUCUUUGCUGAUACUUGGGGACGAUUAAAAACCUUACGCACAGCUCUUGUAUUUGGCUUUAUAACAACGGUAAUCUCAGCUUUUUCCGUAAAUAUUUGGAUGUUAAUUGUGUUUCGAUUUUUGAAUGGACUUUCGAUUUCUGGAUGUCAAGCUUGUGUGUUCAGUUAUUUGGGAGAAUUUCAUGGACAAAUGACACGGCUGAAAUAUAUCACUAUGUUAUCAAUGUUCUUACCUAUUGGAUUGAUGUUUUUACCAGGUAUGGCAACAGCAAUACUUCCUUUGCAAUUUGAUUAUAACGUUUUAGGAUUAAGUUUCACUCCAUGGCGAGCACUUCUGUUGGCGAAUUCUUCACUAAGUCUCAUAGCUCUGGGUGGAUUUUUUCUAUUACCAGAAAGUCCAAAGUAUGAUCUCAUUCAAGGUAAUACUGAGAUUGCCCUUCAAACUUUCAGAAAAAUGUUCACAUGGAACACUGGUCGGCCAGAAAGUGAAUAUGCAGUAAAACAAGUUAAUGUUGGAUUGACUGGUGCCAAUUUGAACAAUAUUCAUGGCAUAAAGGGUGCAUUUAAAUUGGUUUGGAGUCAGACUGUUCCACUUUUCUCGAAAGAUCGAAUUCUUCAAACGAUGAAUAUUUGUGGAAUUAUGUUUACAAUAUUUGCAGUUUCUCAAGGAACUUUUAUGUGGUUUCCAACAAUGCUUAACGAAAUUGUGUCCAAAUCAAAAACCGGCUUAUUGGUUUGUGAUGUUAUGAACAUGCAUGGAACAGUUUCCGAAAAUUCUACAAUCACUGAGGAGCAUUGUGGUGGACCUGUGAAUACUGGAAUGUUUCAAAUUCUGAUAAUUAUUGGUGCAGUUUUUACAAUUGUAUAUUUAGUAUUCACAUUUACUAUUGAUAUAAUUGGAAAGAAGAAUCUUUUACUAAUCUGGAUGAGUAUAGCUGCUAUUAGCUGUCUACUUAUACACUGGGUAAGCUCCUAUGUUCUAUCCAUAAUACUGUUGACUCUAACACUGACAACUGGUACUUGUGGAGGAGUUGUGAGUGCUAUUUCAAUUGAAUAUUUUCCAACAAAUAUUAGCGCAAUGGCAAUGUGUUUGGUUAUGAUGACUGGACGAUUGGGUGCAGUAGUUGGAAGUAAUGUUAUUGGUUUAGUAAUAUUUACAAAUUGCAAUAUGCUUUUUUACAUUUAUGUUGGCAUAAUUGUAGUUACUGGAUUCUGUUCAAUAUUUUUGCCUGACAAAAAGAAAGAUAAAAUUGUUGAAGUUUUGAAGUAACUUGAAGAACUAGAUUUAAAUAAAUGAUUUUAUAAAAAUGUUA
Episyrphus balteatus (marmalade hoverfly) is the source of this 1781-nucleotide messenger RNA. RefSeq names its product synaptic vesicle glycoprotein 2B. Gene Ontology annotation, biological process: transmembrane transport. The coding region runs from base 143 to 1738 and encodes 531 amino acids. NCBI's taxonomy places the organism in Eukaryota, Metazoa, Arthropoda, Insecta, Diptera, Syrphidae. The record is from RefSeq and is a predicted model, not a curated record. Gene Ontology annotation, molecular function: transmembrane transporter activity. The transcript is spliced from 5 exons.